GGUGGGGGCCUCGCGCCCGCCGCCCUGGGCGCCUUCUGCGGGCUGGAUGACGUCACGGGGCCCAGGGCGGGAAAUCGCUGAGGAGCGUCGAGCCUCCUCCUCCUCAGGGCCCCGGGGGAGGCCGGAGGAGGCGCAGAGGGUGUGAACUGAAAGCAGCUGAACGUGUGGACUGUUGUAGAAAACUCACUGGACCUCUCCAGUCACAGAAGAAAUCCUCAGGAACAUUUUAUGGAAUAAGGGAAAGGAUGACGUCCGACGAACCUACCAACUUCACCUUGAUUCCCAACCAGAAAUUUAGACGAAGUAGCCGUCGGUUCAACCCUUUCUGUAAUGCCCCUGACUCAGAGUCUCAGGCGAUCUCAACACUUGGAAAUUUUAGAGUUCUGCCAUUAGAACUCUUCCAGAUGAUCUUGGAAUAUCUGACAGUGAACGAUAUUAGCAUGCUAAGCAUGGUGUCGAAAACCAUCAACCACCGGCUCAUUAAUUAUAUUCCAACCACCCUGGGAAGCAGAAGAUUUUUACUGCAAGAUUUUCAUAACUUGGAGCUGCCUAACAGGACACAAGGUUCCUGUAUAAUGGACCACUACAGAUCUCUAGGGCUGUUGUUUAAAAGGUGCACACUGCUGCUACCCACAAGAGAAAGGCUGAAGUAUGUUCACAAGAUACUCACAGAAGUUUCCUGUUUUAAACUCAGUGGUUGUUCUGUCCCAUUGAAGUGUUUAGGAUUACCAUGUUAUGGAAUGUUUUUACAGACCCUAACGGCGGGUUGGGACGAGCUGGAGUGCCAUCGAGUGUAUAACUUCCUUUGUGAGCUGACCCAUUUACCCCGAAGGAUGCAGACCGUCGUCAGCAGUAAACCAGGAGGUGCCAGAAAACUGGAGUUAAGAGUUAGAUUGUUUUGUCGGAAUGUCCUACUAGACCACUGGCCUCAUCGAAGUGAGACUGCUUUUUGGCUAACCCGUAUCUUAAAACCAUGGCCAAUAGUGAAUCAAGCACGAUUGCUCUAUAUCAUCUUUGGACCAGUCUCUCCGCGAGAGGGGCAGUUGAUCUGGCAGAAAAUGACAGAUGGACCAGCUGAUGAAAACAAUUUAAAGAGCUUGGCCAACGCCAUUAAAUUACUCUAUGAUGCCAACACUAAAGAGUGGACAGCAGAUGAUAUCGUCACUCUUAUAGAUGAAUUAUCAGUGAUUCCUCGUGAAUGGCUCCUGGAGAAUAAUGCCCGUCUUCUUAUUCUAAGUGGAAACAAUAUCUGUUUCACUUUUAUGGCUAGUAAAGCUUUGAAUGGACGGGCCUUUGAACUGGCCCGGCUGAUAAUCUUUUUGGCUUUGGUCUGCGAGAAGGAUCUGUAUUGCAUGGACUGGGCAGUAAAAAUAAUGCAGAGAGUCUGCAAAGUCUUCAGCACCCAGUUGGAAAGAAGUAACUUUCUGCAAAGUGUGGAGAACGCAUUUGCACGUAUAAUACUGGAUAUGCUGCAGUCAGUAAUGUCUGGAGACCGGGACGAUGACGAUAACAGCUUUUUGAAUUUGUUCCAUCUUGUGAAUGCACAGGCUAAUUUUCAUAAGGAAGUCCUGUUUUUGACUAUGAACUCUUCUACUUAAAUAACCUGAAGGCCAAGGUUUUAGAGACUGUCAUCCUUCUACAGUUACCGAAGAGCUGCUUUCUCCCCAUCGCGUCUUUCCAAACAAUGUCCGUUUAACUCUCUGUUCUCCAGCGGUCCUGACAUUUGAAAGUAAGUGCUUUUAGAGCUUUUAACAGCAAUGGUGACCCAAGGAUAAAACUAAACAAUGUAAUAGAUGAGUCACAAAAUGUAUCUGGGAAACUCACCGCUUCGCCACUCUCCCUGUGGUGAACGCAAGGGCCAAAAUAAAGCUUAAGGGUUGUGGUUAGGUAACUGUCCAGUAAAUCUACCACCACACAAUAGCGGAUUCUUCUUGCCGGAAUGAUUCGGCUUGGGACAGCCCUCGCUCCACGGUAUGGAGUAUAACUUUCCACCUGGCUUUGUUUAUGAAAACACGGCCCAGGAUGUUUUGUUAGGGUUGGCUAGAGAUCACUGGGACUGGAAAUGAACAGGAUGUGGAUGUUUAGGGUGGAAGUUAAUAUUCUUAAUUAUGUCCCUGAGCCAGGGUAGGCAGAAACAACACAUUCCCUGAAAUGAAUAGAUUAGAGGCUAAUAUAAAUGAAAAAUUCUUAAGACAACUUGCAAAAGUUCCAAAAUCUCCUGACGUGAUAAAAGUGGCGAGAUGAAAGAUAAAAACUCAUCUGUAGACUGGAAUUGUCAGAGAUUUUACUGAAUGGAAAUUCACCUGAAUAGCAUGAGUUCCAUCUGCUUUUUGUCGAAACUGCCUCAGUUACUGACAGCAGGAUGAUCAAGGGAGGUUAGAUAGAUGUAAACAUGGCUUUUGCUAGAUUUUGGAACUUUUUUCAUAGGUUUGUAUUCCUAUGGAAAAAAAAGUAUUUCAUUUUACACAGUCCUAAUGAGAAGCCCGUCAGAUGAUCCCUCCAAAAUGGGGGGGAGUGGGAAAAGACUAUGCACUCUAUUGAACUGUCUGAUCUUUCAGACUAAUUAAAAAAUUUUAAUGUUUAAGAUUUUGAAUAUUUGAAAUAAAAUGCAGUUCUUUGAAUCCUCCAAGUCUGAUUUUUCACAUGGUAGUAUGGAUUUGUCAUUUAAAAUAAACUUAGGCAUCGAACUUUUAAAAAUGCUUUUCCUUUUACAAUUGAUCUUGCUGAUUAAAAUUAAGGUAAUUGGGGCACAGCUGACAUGAAAGCUCAUGGUUGAGGCUGCUAACCAAUUUCCAACUAUCCUCAACAACUGAAGAUUUUGGCAAACACUUAAGCAUUUAAAAAAUGUAAGCAUUUUACUGAUAUAUGGUUGCAGGGGUUCUUCUAGCAGUGAUUUUCCCAGUUUCUUGUAGUUUCCUGAAGGCCUGUUGACAAAAUAACACACUUAGACUCAGAUAUAUUUCUACUGUUACUACUAUCACUACCAUUAAAAAUAUUUUCUUUACAAGGAAAUUUGCAAUUGAAUGUUAUCUGUGAAACUGCAGGGGUUGAGAGAAUAUAAGGCAGUGUCCCUCUUCAAAGCUUUGGUUUAAAUCAGCAGUAAUCUUGAAUUACCACUGAUCGAACCUUGAUAUCAAACUCCCCAAAUCUCUCUCCCUCAGUUUGUAAUUUAACGGUUUCAAACUACUAGGGGGUUGUAUCUGGACCUUUUAUUAUAUUAAAUGUUCCUUUAGUGUACUUUAGUACUGUUGCUUUGGAAUGCAAAAUAUUUAUUUAGAGAUGUGCCUGCUUGACAGUGAUUUUUAAAUCUUCAUCCUCAAGAAUCAAAAAAUUCUGAGCCCUUUGAAUCAAAAUUGUCACUGAAGAAUUAAAUAAUGUGAUAUUGUUUGGUUGAAAGAUAAAAUGUGGCAAUUAUUAUUAGAAUGCGAUAUUUAGAUUUUGUUGACAUUUUGUAGAAUUUUGUGCAGAAUCCGCUUUUUGGAUAUGGUAGUUUGCUUGGUAGUCCACGUUUCACCUUGUUCUUGUUUGAAAUUCCUGUAUCCAUUAUGUACUACAAUAAAACUCCUAAUGGGACA
Ornithorhynchus anatinus (platypus) is the source of this 3575-nucleotide messenger RNA. It is a transcript of the gene FBXO47, whose product is annotated as F-box protein 47. The record is from RefSeq and is a predicted model, not a curated record. Lineage: Eukaryota; Metazoa; Chordata; Mammalia; Monotremata; Ornithorhynchidae. Gene Ontology annotation, molecular function: protein binding. The transcript has 12 exons. Bases 246 to 1598 code for a protein of 450 amino acids.